Molecule: messenger RNA, 1041 nt
Organism: Nilaparvata lugens (brown planthopper)
Lineage: Eukaryota; Metazoa; Arthropoda; Insecta; Hemiptera; Delphacidae
Product: ubiquitin-fold modifier-conjugating enzyme 1
Exons: 4
Coding region: 147-659 (170 amino acids)
Biological process (GO): protein K69-linked ufmylation
Cellular component (GO): cytoplasm
Molecular function (GO): UFM1 conjugating enzyme activity
Source: RefSeq, a predicted model, not a curated record
UUUAGUUGGUCGUGAAAUAGAGAAUCAGCUGUCACAAAAUGACGUCGUCUGCGUGUUCACUCUGUGACAGUUCUUAAUUUUUAGGUUCUGUACUACUUCUCUUGUAAACUUUUUGUUCAUGUGCUUAUUGCUUUUAUUUGAGAAAAAUGGAUGAUUCUUCUAAGAAGACACUCAGCUCCAUUCCUCUUCUCAAAACAAAAGCUGGACCUAGGGAUAAAGAUUUAUGGCCAAAACGACUAAAAGAGGAGUAUCAAGCUUUAAUUCAGUAUGUUCAGAACAACAAGGCAGCUGAUAAUGACUGGUUCAGAUUGGAGUCAAACAAAGAAGGCACUCGCUGGUUCGGCAAAUGCUGGUUCAUUCAAAACAUGCUCAAGUACGAAUUCGACAUCGAAUUUGAUAUACCAGUCACUUUUCCCGGCACAGCACCAGAAAUAGCAAUACCAGAACUCGAUGGGAAAACAGCAAAGAUGUACAGAGGUGGAAAAAUUUGCUUGUCUGAUCAUUUCAAACCUCUCUGGGCUAGAAACGUGCCAAAAUUCGGUAUCGCCCAUGCAAUGGCUCUAGGACUGGGACCGUGGCUAGCAGUUGAGAUUCCUGACUUAAUCGAGAAAGGAAUUGUGGUUUACAAAGAAAAGACCGAAGAAUCAAGCUCAAGCUAGCCGUUGCUGGACAAUUACGACAAGAUUUCAUUCCACCAAUCAAAAUCCAACACAAUUUCUGUUCAACGAUUCAGAAACGACACACAGAAAACUAUAUUGUUUAUUUCUUUGUAAAUAUAGUAAUACUUUACACAACCUUUACAAAAAGUGAAGAACCUGAAAGUGAUGUUAGUGAGAGUGUUUUUAUUAAGGUACCUAUCACAUAGGCCUAUACAUAUAUUUUUUAUCAAAGUUGUUUUGUUAUCUCAUGUCAGUGUUGUUUGCAAUGUGUAUUGUACAGUAUAAUAAAUACGUAUUUGAUGCAGCAUCAAAUCCAAUUUUUUUGUCAAGCUGAACCAGACAAGGAGACAAGUUAGUGGACAUGUUCAUUACUAAAAAAAAA